Phycomyces blakesleeanus NRRL 1555(-) is the source of this 1383-nucleotide messenger RNA. Its product is annotated as glycosyltransferase family 15 protein. The record is from RefSeq and is a predicted model, not a curated record. The coding region runs from base 1 to 1383 and encodes 460 amino acids. The transcript is spliced from 5 exons. NCBI's taxonomy places the organism in Eukaryota, Fungi, Mucoromycota, Mucoromycetes, Mucorales, Phycomycetaceae. Gene Ontology annotation, molecular function: alpha-1,2-mannosyltransferase activity. Gene Ontology annotation, biological process: protein N-linked glycosylation; cell wall mannoprotein biosynthetic process. Gene Ontology annotation, cellular component: membrane; Golgi apparatus.
AUGACAAGAUCUGCCCUCUCUCGAAUAUUACAAGAUAAAUUCAGCGCUAGACCAUAUCGGUACUCAUUGUCGCGCCAAGGCAUGCGAGUCGCCAUAUUGGCUUGUAUAACCCUUGUUUUUGGUAUCUGGUGCUACAAAUCUUGGUGGUCAUCGUCUUUAAACCCAUAUUCGCUGGAUAACCGGCCCAAAGAAUUCGUUGAAUCAGCCUGUACUGGCCAAGUAAUUACAUCAAAUAAUUCACCACAGCCACAUUUACAGCCACAAUUAUCUAAUGGUGAAUCUAUUGGAACCCAAGCACCUACCCCUGACUCACUACCACAGAUAUUGCUGGAACAUGAAUACAUUAAUUUUCUCCUUCCACCCAUUACACCCGAUCAAACCAUCCCUCUAUCUAUUCUGGAUAAGCUGCCUGUUCGCGGUGUAUUAUAUAUGGUUGUUAGGAAUGAACAGCUGCAAGAGAUUCGAUUAUCCAUGCGUAGUGUUGAAGACAGAUUUAACUACAAAUUCAAUUAUCCGUGGGUUAUAUUGAGUACCCAACAUUUUCCUUUGGAUGUAAGAGGAUAUAUAACCAAGAUCACUAGUGCACCAGUCUAUUUUGGAAAAAUAGAUCUUGAAGCAUGGAAUUAUCCACCCUGGAUUAGUAUCUAUGGGUCCGAAUUGGUUAUGGCAAAGAUGGAGAGAGAAAAUGUUUAUCGUGGAGGAAGCCUAUAUUAUCACCAAUAUCUAAGAUAUCAGGCUGGUUUGUGGUUUUAUCAUCCUCUUUUUCGACAAGUCGAAUAUGGAUGGCGCAUAGAGCCAGGGUCUGAAUACAGUUGCGACAUAAAUGAAGAUCUUUUUCAGACAAUGAGGGAUAAAAACAAGAAGCUUGGGUUUACUUUGACAAUGAAAGAAGCACCAAAUACGAUACCAAACUUAUGGAAAGCUAUUGGGUACUUUUCUCAUUUCUAUCAGAACCUUGUUGUGCCGUUCAACCAGUCUAUUAUGCCCUGGUUAGUUUACCCUACUACAGGAGAAUAUAACUUUUGUCACAUUUGGAAUACAUUUGAAAUUGUCGACCUUUCUUUUCUUCGAUCCAAUGAGUACAAAAUGUUUUUUGAAUAUAUGGAUCGAACUGGCGGAUUUUUUUACGAGAGAUGGGGGGAUGCAGCAUUCCGUACAAUGGCAGCUGCCUUGUUUCUCAAACGCGAGGAGCUUCAUUUCUUUAACAAGGUUGGCUACUCAAAUUUAGUAGCUGAACGGUGUCCAUUUAACCAAGAUGGACUGACAUAUUUCAACGAAGAUAGCUGUACUGCUGGACUUCUUCACUUGAUUGAUAAACCAGCGAUUGGUGAAAUGGCUGACUUUGCAAGGGAUAGGAUGAAAGUUGAAGGAUUUAUAGGAUAA